AAAGCCAGCUCUUCCUCUCUGAUCCCUGUCUCCAACUCCACACAACCCAUAAUUUGUUCUUUAUUUUUAUUUUGUUAUUUUGAAUUUUUAUUCCAAUUAUUCUCAAAGGUUUGAACUUUUCCCUUCAUUUUUUUAUUUUUCUUCGAGGUCCAAUUCCAAAAACGAUACGCCAACAAACCCACUGUAAUCUCCCCAUCCCAUCAUUAUUCCUUCGUUUCCACUUCAUCACCGGACCAAGAACCGAAAGCCCUCUCCCAACCACUAAAACCCUUCCAUUUACUCACCAUUUUUUCACAUCAAAGGUUCCAUCUUCUCUGGGUGUUUUAAUGCGAUGGUGGAGCACCAGCAGCAGCAGAAGAUCAAGAGAGCCCCAAGAGCCAACGGCUUCUAUGUCAGGAUGAAGCUCCUGCCCACCACCAAAUAUGGCGGAAGAUUAGUCCCCCAAUUGGAAAAAAAGAGCUUCUUUUACAGAUAUUGUAAAUGGGUCCUGUGGCUUUCUCUCUCCCUCUACUUCUUCAGCUCCUUCCUCAUCAGCAAUCACAACGAACAACAAAACAAACCCACCACCUCCCUCUCCACAACCCAUUUCUCCACCAUCGCCUCCCGCGCUCUCUUCGAAUCCGCCGCCAUUAACAACACAACACAACAAGGGGCAUUGUUCGACGGAAUGAAGAUUUACGUUUACGAUUUGCCACCGAAAUACAACACGGAUUGGCUCAAAAACGAGCGGUGCAGCACCCACCUGUUCGCCUCCGAGGUAGCCAUUCACCGGGCCCUGCUCACCAGCGACGCGUUGAGCGUUGACCCCUACGAAGCCGACUUCUUCUUCGUCCCCGUCUACGUGUCCUGCAACUUCAGCACCAUCAAUGGCUUCCCGGCGAUAGGCCACGCCCGCUCCCUCAUUGCCUCCGCCAUUGACUACGUCCGGGUGGAAUACCCGUUCUGGGAUCGGUCCCACGGCGCCGAUCACGUCUUCGUCGCCGCCCACGACUUCGGCUCCUGCUUCCACACCAUGGAGGACGUGGCGAUUUCGGAUGGGAUACCGGGAUUUUUGAAGAACUCGAUCUUGUUGCAGACGUUUGGCGUGAAGUAUCACCACCCGUGUCAAGAGGUGGAGAACGUGGUCAUUCCGCCGUACGUCUCGCCGGAAAAAGUACGGGCGACGCUGGAGAAGUCUCCGAUCACCGGCCGGAGGGACAUCUUCGCCUUUUUCCGGGGAAAGAUGGAGGUCCACCCCAAGAACAUCAGCGGCCGAUUCUACAGCAAGCGGGUGAGGACGGAGCUGUGGCGGAAGUAUAACGGCGACCGGCGGUUUUACCUGCAGAGGCACCGGUUUGCCGGUUACCAAUCGGAGAUCGCACGGUCGAAGUUUUGUCUGUGUCCUCUGGGGUGGGCCCCGUGGAGUCCCAGGCUGGUUGAAUCAGUCGCUUUGGGCUGCGUGCCGGUGAUCAUAGCCGACGGGAUUCGGUUGCCGUUCGACGACGUCGUUCCGUGGGCGGAGAUAUCGGUGAACGUCGCGGAGAAGGACGUUGGGAAGCUGGCGGAAAUACUCGAACACGUGGCGGCGACCAACUUGACUUCCAUUCAAAAAAACCUGCGGGACCCGCGUGUUCGGGGGGCCCUAAUGUUCAGUGACCGGGUUCAUGAAGGCGACGCCACGUGGAACGUUCUUUCUGCUUUGACUGCCAAGCUGGCCAGGUCCCACAGGAGGUCGAGGGUUUCGAGCCAAUGACACAACGACGCGUGGACUAUUGGAAUUUAGAGAUGGAGAAAUAGUCUGCCGAAGGAUACGCUCGGCAUGUUUUGUAGUGGAGAACAGAGAGAAAUAUUUUUAUAACUGGCGAGGUGGGACCCACGAAUCUUACAGGCGAGGUGGUGGUGGUGGAGGAGGAGUUAGAGGAUAAUUAAGUUUUUAAAAUAGUACAAGAAACAGUAGUGUAUAAAGUCCAAUUUUUAAAUAGUGAAAUGUACAUAAAACACGAAUUUUUUUAAAUUUUUUUAUUUUUAGUGGUUUAAUCUUAUGAUAUUUAUGGUGGAUUGCAAACAUAGAGAUGAUCCAAUCAUAAUUAAGAUAA
This is a messenger RNA of Pyrus x bretschneideri (Chinese white pear), 2075 nucleotides long. RefSeq names its product probable glucuronoxylan glucuronosyltransferase IRX7. NCBI's taxonomy places the organism in Eukaryota, Viridiplantae, Streptophyta, Magnoliopsida, Rosales, Rosaceae. The transcript is spliced from 4 exons. The record is from RefSeq and is a predicted model, not a curated record. Bases 332 to 1732 code for a protein of 466 amino acids. Gene Ontology annotation, molecular function: glycosyltransferase activity.